CGCCCCUCCUCUCUUAACGGUUACAUACUGAACCCCUUUAUAAGCAAGCAAAGAAGUCUUCUUGAAUCUUGAGAGUGACUAUUUUUGUUUGAGGAAGUUAAAAAGGGAAGAAGAAGAGAUGGACGCGUUCGAGAAGCUAGAGAAAGUAGGAGAAGGAACGUACGGGAAAGUGUACAGAGCAAGGGAGAAGGCGACAGGCAAGAUCGUAGCCCUUAAGAAGACUCGUCUUCACGAGGACGAUGAAGGCGUGCCCCCAACAACUCUGCGUGAAGUCUCCAUUUUGCGCAUGCUCUCUCGUGAUCCCCAUGUUGUUAGAUUGCUGGAUGUCAAACAAGGCCAGAACAAAGAGGGCAAGACAGUGCUCUACCUGGUUUUUGAGUACAUGGACACCGAUCUUAAGAAAUUCAUCCGGAGCUUCCGCCAAACUGGAGAGAUUAUUCCUGCUAAAACUGUGAAGAGCUUGAUGUACCAACUUUGCAAAGGUGUUGCUUUCUGCCAUGGGCAUGGAAUCCUACAUAGGGAUCUUAAGCCUCACAAUCUCUUGAUGGAUCGAAAGACUUCAAUGCUUAAAAUAGCAGAUCUUGGACUAGCUCGAGCAUUUACUCUUCCAAUUAAGAAGUAUACUCAUGAGAUAUUGACCCUUUGGUACAGAGCUCCAGAAGUCCUUUUGGGCUCUACCCACUAUUCUACUGCAGUGGAUAUGUGGUCUGUUGGCUGUAUAUUUGCCGAACUUGUUACAAAACAAGCACUUUUCCCAGGAGAUUCUGAACUACAGCAGCUGCUGCAUAUUUUCAGGUUAUUAGGUACUCCGAACGAAGAAAUAUGGCCAGGAGUGAGUGCCCUGGUGAACUGGCAUGAGUACCCGCAAUGGAACCCUCAAAGUCUGUCAUCAGCUGUCCCUAACUUGGAUGAGAAUGGGCUUGAUCUGCUUUCACAAAUGUUGCAGUAUGAACCCUCAAAGCGGAUCUCAGGAAAGAAGGCUAUGGAACAUCCUUACUUCGACGAUGUGGACAAGAACCGCCUCUAAAGAAAAGUGUGUGCACUAGUAUUAGAGAUUAGGGUUCUUACUUUGAUAUCUCAGGAACAGUAAAGGGAUUCCUAUAUAGCAAAGUCUAUUUGCUUCUUCCCCCAAGAAUAUUUUUAAGUCAUGUUAAAUUUGUUUUAGGGAUGGAUCGCCUUGCGCCUUAAUAUUGAUUGACUAUGGAUUUGCUUAUUCCACAAAUCGCAAAUCGCUCUACUACC
Pistacia vera is the source of this 1242-nucleotide messenger RNA. Its product is annotated as cell division control protein 2 homolog D. Gene Ontology annotation, molecular function: cyclin-dependent protein serine/threonine kinase activity; ATP binding; cyclin binding. Bases 119 to 1027 code for a protein of 302 amino acids. Gene Ontology annotation, cellular component: nucleus; cytoplasm; cyclin-dependent protein kinase holoenzyme complex. The record is from RefSeq and is a predicted model, not a curated record. Lineage: Eukaryota; Viridiplantae; Streptophyta; Magnoliopsida; Sapindales; Anacardiaceae. The transcript is spliced from 8 exons. Gene Ontology annotation, biological process: regulation of gene expression; signal transduction; regulation of G2/M transition of mitotic cell cycle.